Molecule: messenger RNA, 1503 nt
Organism: Aureobasidium namibiae CBS 147.97
Lineage: Eukaryota; Fungi; Ascomycota; Dothideomycetes; Dothideales; Saccotheciaceae
Product: cytochrome P450
Exons: 4
Coding region: 1-1503 (500 amino acids)
Molecular function (GO): monooxygenase activity; oxidoreductase activity, acting on paired donors, with incorporation or reduction of molecular oxygen; heme binding
Source: RefSeq, a predicted model, not a curated record
AUGGCACUCCUCGACAAUCUGCCAAAUUUCGGCAUUCUCGCCAUCUCCGCCAUAUUACUCUACUUUGCAACACAUGCUAUCUACAGCCUCUACUUUCACCCACUCUCAAAACAUCCAGGACCCUUACUCAAUGCAAUCUCUCCUCUUCCUCGCCUUUGGCUGAACAUCAACGGCCGCGAACCUCAAACCGUCCUCAAAUGGCAUCUCAAAUAUGGCCCUAUCGUCCGCAUGGCGCCCAACGAGCUCUCCUUCAUAACUCCGGCCUGGAAAGAGAUCUACGGUUUCAAAAAGCCAGAACUCACCAAGGACUGGACCAUGUACGCGCUUUCUGAGAACACAAAGCGAUCUAUCCUCCUUGCUGGCGCCGAUCAUGGUAGACAGAGAAAGAUGUUGGCUCCCGCUUUCGGGGAGAGAGCUUUGAAGUUGCAACAGAGUAUGUUGACAACAUACACUGGUAUGAUGGUGGAGAGAUUGGAGCAGAGGAUGAUGGAGAACAAGUCUGUUGAUAUGGCCAAAGUGUUCAAUUGUGUGACCUUUGAUACCAUAGCCGAUCUGAUGUUCGGUAAACCCCUCGGUCUCUGCGAAAACAUGGAAUACUCAGACUGGCUUUCCCAGCUCUUCGUCUCCAUCUACCUAGUCGGAGCCUCCCGCGCCCUCCAAUACUUCCCCCUUCUCUUCCGUCUCGCUACUAUGAUGAUCCCAAAAAGCAUGCAAGACUCCAUCGACGCCUCCUAUCAGAACACGGUCGACAAAGUAAACGCGCGUCUCGAGAUGAAGACCGAAAGACCUGACAUGUUGGGAAUGAUGCUCAAGCAUAAAGAGGAAGGCGCAGAGAUGACAAUGGAUGAGUUGUACGCUAACGCUGAUUUGCUGAUGAUUGCUGGAACUGAAACCACUGCAACGAGUUUGUGUGGGUUGACGUGGCAUUUGUUGAACAAUAAGACUGUGCUUGAGCGUUUGACCAAGGAGAUCAGAGAAGCUUUUACCAGCAUCGACGAUAUUACCAUGGAAUCGUUGCCCAGAUUGCCUUACCUAUCCGCUUGCCUGGAAGAAGGUAUGAGAAUGUUCCCUGCCGUACCUGAAGGCAUCCGCCGCAUCACUCCCCCCACCGGCGCAACCAUCAGUGGCCACUUCAUCCCAGCAAACGUCAAAGUCAGCAUCCCUCACUACGCCGCCUACCACCAUCCUUCCAACUUCAGCUCUCCUCACACCUUCGCCCCGGAACGCUGGUUACCUUCAUCCCACCCCUUGCACACUUCCCUCUACGCCUCAGACAAGAAAGAAAUCCUCCAACCUUUUUCUGUCGGGCCUAGAAAUUGCAUCGGUAUGACGUUGGCGUAUCAUGAGAUGAGACUUAUCAUGGCCAAUCUGCUCUGGCAUUUUGACGUGCAACUUGCGGGAGAGAUGGAGGGCAAGGAUUGGUUGGAUCAGACGACGCAUUUGGUUUGGGAUAAGAAGCCGUUGGUUGUGAAAGUGUUGCCUAGGGGUGAGGUUCUGGGAUAG